Penicilliopsis zonata CBS 506.65 is the source of this 1416-nucleotide messenger RNA. RefSeq lists its product as hypothetical. Lineage: Eukaryota; Fungi; Ascomycota; Eurotiomycetes; Eurotiales; Aspergillaceae. The coding region runs from base 161 to 1279 and encodes 372 amino acids. The record is from RefSeq and is a predicted model, not a curated record. The transcript has a single exon.
GUAGAUUUCCAGACGGAUUUAAAAGGACGAACGAUAGUUGACGAAUCUUUGUUCGGUUUUACUAACUGCUGACUGACGGCUGAGAGAUUGGUUUCAGGAAUUUUCUAGCACCCUCACUUCUGGACUCGGCUCAGGUAUAAAUACCCCCCCGCCGUCGUCAAUGAGACUCCUUUUGCCUCUUCUAAUUUGCAUCAUUGCGAUCCUCACUUAUCACCACCAGACAUCUAGCGAGGUUUAUCGGAGCAUAGUUGCUUACUGCCAACGAGUCCCAACGCUUUUGGCGCAGACGUUGAAGAAGGAGAACACGGAGAGCACAGAGAAGGCAUUCUUUCCUACUACAGACACCCCCGUCGUCCCCGCACUCACUGAAAUGGCCGUACCUCGGACGAUUCGUCAGGCAUUCCUCGCCAUCGAGCAGGCAGAGGGAGCAGGCGCACGCGUGCGACGCUCUAUUGGAACGGCGAAGCUGCGCAAUUUCAGCCCCUUCCUCAUGCUCGACCACUUCACGAUUGGCAAGGGCGCCGGGUUCCCUGACCACCCGCACCGCGGCCAGGAGACCAUCACGUACCUGCUGUCUGGCGGGGUGGACCAUGAAGACUUUGCAGGCAACAAGGGCACCAUCGGGCCGGGCGACCUGCAGUUCAUGACGGCGGGGAAGGGCAUCAUGCACGCCGAGAUGCCACGCGAGAACGCGGACGGCAGCCCCAACGUCGGCAUGCAGCUGUGGGUGGACCUGCCCAAGGAGCUGAAGAUGUGCGAGCCACGCUACCGUGAUCUGCGGGCGUCGGAGAUCCCCAUCGCCACCGUGGACGACGGCCGUGUUACCGUCAAGGUCAUCUCGGGCCAGUCGCACGGGGUUGAUUCGGUCCGCGACCUGGCGUACACCCCCGUCUGGCUACUGGACGUCACCAUCCGGCCGGGUGGUCGGAUCUCCCAGACGCUGCCCAAGGGGUGGAACGCCUUCGCCUACACCCUCUCCGGCACCACGGUCUUCGGCUCCAACGAUUCCACCAAGCUGGUCAAGGAAUUCCACAACGUCGUCUUUGACCAAGAGGGUGACUAUAUCGAGGCCUCGGUCCCGGAAAACGCAGAGUCGGACGGCCAAUUCAUCCUGGUGGCCGGCCAGCCGCUCGACCAGAAGGUUGUUCAGUACGGUCCCUUCGUCUUGACCAGCCAGGACGAGGUGUACCAGGCCAUGCUCGACUACCAGACCGCGUCGAACGGAUUUGAAAGAGUGCGCGGCUGGCAGAGCGAGAUUGGCAAGCGGAUGGCCUACUAGCUACAAGCUGCUGGUACGAGCUACUAGAUGAUUAAAACGUUUUGUUGCUGUUUAUUUAAUAAAUGUAUGAUACCUUACUGCGUUUAUAAGUAUAUCGAUGGAGUUGAAUGUCUAAGCACGUUAAAUUACUAUUGAAC